Molecule: messenger RNA, 2955 nt
Organism: Pleurotus ostreatus (oyster mushroom)
Lineage: Eukaryota; Fungi; Basidiomycota; Agaricomycetes; Agaricales; Pleurotaceae
Exons: 2
Coding region: 1-2955 (984 amino acids)
Biological process (GO): SCF-dependent proteasomal ubiquitin-dependent protein catabolic process
Cellular component (GO): SCF ubiquitin ligase complex
Molecular function (GO): protein binding
Source: RefSeq, a predicted model, not a curated record
AUGGAGAACAUGGGGCAGGCGCAUGGCAUCGAUAAAGACGAGCAGCUAUUCGACUUUGAUCCCUACGAGGGCUCGAGUACAUCAUCCGACCCGGCACCUACCCAAGUGCUGGGAGAGCGGGCCGCGGCCGAUGCAGUAUGGGGUGUGAGUGAACUUGAGUGGUGCGCUGAGAAAGGGAAGGGGUCGACGAGCAUUCCGAUGCCUGCACGCUCUGCCGCGGUCGAGCACGAUGUCUUUGACACUGCGCCCGACGGCGCUACUAACCGAUCGCUCGAUGUUCCAUCGUCCUCUCUAUCACCACCCACGGGGUCUCGAAGUCACUCGGCUUCUGUAGAGCAUGUGCCCACAGAACACGAUGACAUAUACUCCGACAGCGAGGUGGUAGGAACUAGUAAAGGGAAAGGGAAGGAGAGGGAACAACCUCCAACCCUCCCCCCUCUAGAUUUCACCCCUACCGAGCUCGGAGGAUACGAUGCCUCGAAUUGGCCCUCUACCAGCUUCUCCCCUUCUUCACCUGGACCUUCCUCAUAUGGAUCUGGUUAUGCCUCGCUGAACAAUACCACCAAGGCCGUGGAACAGCUGCCGUCCAUCGUUGCAACGAUACAGCCCUCUGUAGCAGCAGUGGCCAGCGAUUCUCCUGCUUUGACUCGGAUGCCCUCUCGGCGCCGCUCUCUGUCCCAUAUACCUACGCACCCUCCGCGCAGCGAAACUUCGCGACCCAUGUCUGGGGCUAGAUUGAGACUCGGGUCACCGAAGCCGACCGGAAGCCUCGCACGUAAGCUAUUCAAAAAGAGAGACGAAGCUGCGAGUCCCGUCUUGCGAAAUUCCCAAAUAAUUGAUUCUGAUGGCGUCCAUUCGGGACAGGGUAACUGUUUCAUACCUUGGUACGGAGACUUCAAGCCAUCGCCCAACUCCCAAAUUAUUUCGUCUUUGAGCAACAGUCUAGAGCUAGCUAUCGAUCUCGACCAACAGAAACUACCGCUUUACCACACCACGCCCCGGGCUAAGGGGCGGUCGAAUUCGUCACCCUUUCCAAUUUCUGCUCUUGACCUCGUCGUCCCCUCUUCGAACGAUAUUUUCGCCCCUAUACCCCUGAUUAUCAGAAAUUACUUCGAUGAAGCCUUACCCAGGGAACUCAAAUUAUAUAUUUUUCAAGCACUCGUGCAUUUGCAUGAGGAAGACUACUCUAGGGCGGUCCGUGAUGGAACAUGGUCCAUGAUGAAGGCCUCAUCGUCGAAGGGCCGAUGGGUGGGCCGAGAUAGGGGGGCCAGGGAGUUAGUGAAACUUAGUCGAGUAUCUCGUUUGUGGCAAAGUAUCACCCUAGACGGCCAACUGUGGGUUGAUCUCGAUCUCAAGGCAUUCCCCGCUAUGCCUACCUCCCUCAUCAAGCGGUUAGCCGAGACGGGCGGUCGCUUCAUCAGAAGUGUUGACCUUGCUGGCAAUGGUCACAUUUCAUCUGCGGCGUUGAUUUCUCUGGCGGACAGUCUCUGCCUUGACGCCACCCCGACAAGCCCGCUUGCAUACACGCAAUUAACCACCGUUAACCUUCAAGGAUGCUCAGCUCUGACAACACGUUCACUGCACCACCUUCUUAUUCGUUCGCCAUCGUUGCAGAAGCUCGUAUUGAAGGGGCUUCAGGCAGUCACGAAUAUGACACUCGAGAUCUUGGCUGUUUAUUGCCGGCGCUUGACUAUCCUCGACGUUAGUCGCUGCGCAAAUAUGGAUGCCGAGGGUGUACGCUCUAUGGCCAAGGCCUUCGUAACGCGCGGCGACCACCUUUUAUUGAAGACACUUCGCCUUUCGGGACUUAAGUAUGCUACCGACAACAUGAUGGCGGUUCUCGGCAGAGCGGCGCCCUUCUUGGAAGUCCUCGACCUUAGCUACGCUCGACAACUUCACAAUUCUGCUUUGGAGGCGUUCGUCGCCUGUAACGACACCGACACCGAGGAAGAGCUGGGAGUGAAGAUUGUAACCCUGACCGCUAGGGAAAUCGGGCGGGAAUCGACCGACUACAACAAAUGUCGUAGGCGCGUUACUCGGCUUCGACAUCUUUGCCUGUCUUCUUGCAUCCUUCUGACGGACACAGCGUGUGCCAACCUCGCCCACUCCGUGCCGAAGCUAGAGUUCUUGGAGCUCGCAGGCAUAUGCACCUCUUUGAAGGACGAUGGCCUGGUCACCCUUCUCAACACUACUCCUUUGAUUCGCCGCCUGGACGUCGAAGAUGCGGUCGAACUCACUGAUUCCUUCCUCGCUGCAAUAACCCCGGCCUCUCCAGAGGCUCGCGCUUCCGCAUCAGCCUCCGCUCCAGUCGUGCAGACCGGACAAAUGCUGGAACACAUCAUCAUAUCUUCCGCUAGCGAGAUGAGCAACACCGCUUUGGCUGCUCUAGUUCGCAACUGCACGCGUUUGCGAGUCUUGGAGGCAGAUGCGACGAACAUCAGUUCUAAUGUCGUGAAGGAGUUCGUACGCCUCAGCCAGAAGCGACAUAUGAUUAAUGCCAAAGUCGUCGCCGUCGACUGUCGGGCUGUGAGCGAGUCGAUGGUGCGUUCGCUGACCACAUUGACACGCCCGCGCCUUGGGUGGAGGGCUCAUGAGGCGAGGAGGUUGCGGUUCUUAGACGCCAGAGAUACUCGAGAUGGUGUAACCGAGGAACUGAAGAUCGGGCAAGACGAAUGCGAUGAGGAGCGUGUUGUGAUUAAGACGUUCUAUUCUUGGCAAACGGUGGACGCUGUUCGUGCUGAUAGGGAGAAACGGCGCAAGCGCCAAGCACGUCGCACGGCCAACGAGUCGGGAGGGAGCUUCGUUACGGACGAUGAGGAUGGCAACUCAGGCGAUGCAACCAAUCGAACUUUGAGAUGGUGGUCUCCCAAUGGAACUCGACGCGGAUUUUCCUCUACUGGCCCAAACUCGCCGCUUAUAGGCGACAUGGCCAAUGACGGUUGUAGACUAAUGUAA